AUGUCUCUACGAACUAUAAGCAAAAUUGUAUCUGCAAAUUCAAUUCCUGAAGGAUUUGGGGCUUCCGUACUUCGGUCAAUUGGGGGUAGAUCACCUCUUAGAGAUUUAAACCCGUUUUUAUUAUUUGAUCAUUUCAUUGCAACAAACAAUAAGGGAUUCCCUGAACAUCCUCAUAAAGGCCAAGAAACAAUUACAUAUGUUCUUAAUGGUCGAAUUGCUCAUGAAGAUUUCACUGGGUCCAAAGGUGUACUUUAUAAAGGUGAUUUACAAUUCAUGACUGCUGGAAAGGGAAUUGUUCAUCUGGAAAUGCCUAUGGAGAAUGAAGAUUUAACACCUACUAUAGGUCUUCAAUUAUGGGUUGACUUACCCAAACAUCUACGAGGUACAGAGCCUCGUUAUAGGGAUUUGAAAACUUGGGAGAUUCCUCAAGUAGUUGACCAAGACGGAAAAGUGAAAAUCCGAGUGAUAUCAGGAAAAUAUAAUGAUGUCAAUAGCGUUAAAGAUCUUGCUUAUACUCCAAUUCAUUUUUAUCAUGGUACUUUACAACCUGGUAGUCAUUUCCGUAUAAAUACCCCUAGAGACUUUAACUUUUUCACAUACAUUAUUAACGGAACACUUUCGGGCUUGACACCUUCAAGUGACAAGAGUGCGGGAAGAUUACAAAAUAUCAUAUAUAAUAAUGAUGGCGAUUAUGUUGAAGGUGUUAAUAAUUCUGAUGGUGAAGUAGAAUUCGUUACAGUUGGUGGCCAAAUCUUAGAUCAAACUUAUAAGAAGUAUGGACCAUUUAUAGGUGAUACCAAGGCCGAAGUAGAAACUGCUUUUGAUGAUUAUGAAGCAGGUGUUAAUGGUUUUGAAAGAGUUUUGAAUUGGAAAUCAACCAUAAGUGAGGGUGUUGAAACUGGUGAUUUAAAGGCUUUGGGUGGUUCUUUGGCUGAAAGAGAAAUAGAGAGAUUAGAAUAUUUAAAGAUGAAAAAAACAUGA
Molecule: messenger RNA, 981 nt
Organism: Lizanozyma spartinae
Lineage: Eukaryota; Fungi; Ascomycota; Pichiomycetes; Serinales; Debaryomycetaceae
Product: pirin family protein
Exons: 1
Coding region: 1-981 (326 amino acids)
Source: RefSeq, a predicted model, not a curated record